Molecule: messenger RNA, 802 nt
Organism: Anopheles moucheti
Lineage: Eukaryota; Metazoa; Arthropoda; Insecta; Diptera; Culicidae
Gene: ND-18
Product: NADH dehydrogenase [ubiquinone] iron-sulfur protein 4, mitochondrial
Exons: 4
Coding region: 61-612 (183 amino acids)
Biological process (GO): electron transport chain
Source: RefSeq, a predicted model, not a curated record
UAUCUGGCCCAGCAAAAUCAUAUCGAUCGCAGUGUUUGCGAAAGGGAAAAUCUUACGAAAAUGAGCCUAUUUCUACGUACAGUGGCCAGAACUGGUGCCACGCAAUGGAUGCGGGCAUCCCUAUCCACGUCAUCGAUCGUAUACAAGGAUCCAAAGACGCAAAAGGAAGCCCCAAUACUGGAUGCGAGCGUUAUCCUUGCCGGUGAAGAGGAACGGGCUCGUGAUCAUCUUCCUACCAUCACUGUUCCUACGAAGGUUGAUAUUAGCCCCAUUACUGGAGUGCCGGAAGAGCACGUGAAGGAACGUCGUGUACGUAUCUUCAUGCCGGCGAAGAAUGCUAUGCAAAGUGGAACGGAUAACGUCCAACAUUGGAGCAUUGAGUUCGAUAACCGUGAACGCUGGGAGAAUCCAUUGAUGGGAUGGUCUUCAAGUGGCGAUCCGUUGUCGAAUAUGCGCGUCGAUUUUACCACCGCAGAUGAGGCGAUCGCACAUUGCGAAAAGAACGGAUGGAGAUGGUUCGUAGACAAGGUCGAAAUUCAAAAGAAGCAGCGUGUGAAGAACUACGGCAUCAACUUUUCAUGGAACAAACGUACCCGCGUAUCGACCAAGUGAAGAGGUAGAGAAAGCGCCAGUUACAAGGAUGGUCGUUAUUACGCUGUUAGAUCGUUGUAAAUAAGAAACACCUUUGAAAAACUUACCGACCGUAUCAACUCAAUACAAGAACUGUUGAACAUGGAAUUUCUUUCGCCGUGCACACUCUCCCUCUUCAAAAAUAGUAAUGGUUCCUGUUCGAUUAGCAAUU